CCCCUUUCGUGAAGGUUGUCUUUUCAAGUGCAUCGAGAUAUUGGAGGCAGAUAUGAUAUGAUUAGAUCAGACGUGUGAUACAUCAACUGAUCCAUCACACACUCGUAGGUCUCUCAUGUCCAUCCAUUUGAUAGCGCUGGAUAGCAUUAACACAGAAAAUACAUGGGGCGGAGAGAUAGAGGUAAUAGAUGAUGCAGCAAAGCAAGUCCAUGAUGAUGAUGACGAAGCAAGAGAGAAAUCAGUGUCUGGCCUCGAAGGGGUUGUGAUACGGCACGUGUUCGGUGGGCGGGUCGUACGGCCGCUCGGCGUUGUACUCGGGAGGGUGCGAGCCGUACGGCUGCGUCUGCUGGUACUGGUACAUCGGGGGGACGCCCGCCGCGCCGCUCUGCUGCGGCAGGUUGAGCUGCUUGUACACACCGCGCGACCGGGUACGGCGAGACUGGAAGAUCCAGGCCCCGAGGACAAGCAGCACGAGCCCGCCGAGGACAGAGGCUGCGAUGAUGUAGUACGUCCGAUGCUUGUUGAACGAGUCGACGAGGCUGUUGCCAGAGCUGUCCGACGUCGUGGGCUGGCUGGCCGGGGCGAGCAGGACCGUGCCGUUCGUCGUGUCGACGCCACCCAGCCGGGAGUUGACGAAAUCAAGAUGAGCUAGAUGGAACGGGUCAGGUCCCACGGUGCGUUGAGAACCAAAUCACAAACCAUCAGUAGUGUUGGUAGUCGAUAGGAAUUGGAUGUACGGAUCGGCCUUGGUCGUCGCAUGGUCGACAAAGUCACCAAAGUUGACCAAAGUGUACACGUUCCGGAGGAACGCCAUUCCGACUAUGAUGUCGUACGAAGGAUCGGAGCCAGUGUUGAACGAGACAGGCUGGAA
Mycena citricolor is the source of this 871-nucleotide messenger RNA. Lineage: Eukaryota; Fungi; Basidiomycota; Agaricomycetes; Agaricales; Mycenaceae. The record is from the annotation of a GenBank genome assembly.